AUGGCCGUCGCACUCGAUAAUUUUGGUGUCGGCCAAAAACAGACCUACGUCGUGGCUGGAACCACGGUCGGUCUCGUGCUGGCCAUCGUGACCUACAUGGCGCGCCUCUACACCCGCCUCACAUUCAAUAAGACCAUAUAUCGAGAAGAGUGGUGGAUGGGCGCUGCGGUCCUUGUGACCUGCGGAGCGGCAGUCUGUUUACUCUAUCAACUUACGGUAGGUUUGGCGCAAAACGUGGACGAUGUGUCCAACUCAGACCUGAGAAAGUUCAUGAUUGCUCUCUGGAUGAUGCAGCGAUUGCAGCCAAUCAAUAUCUUUUGCAUCAAGACUUCCAUUAUUCUCUUCUACAUCCGUAUAUUCGAUACGCCAAGAUUUAAACUCGUGGCAUUCAUCGUCUGGAUUUACACGUUACUACUGGCCAUCAGUAUCUGGUUUGCUACGCUCCUUGAGUGCCGUCCGAUAUCCUUCUUCUGGGACAAGGACCAAGAUGGGGGCGUUUGUGUCAAGAAUCCCCUCAUCACCAUUGGUCUCACGAGUGGUGUGCUUUCCUGCGUUGGUGAUAUUGUCAUGUUCCUCAUGCCAAUACCGGCAUUAAGCAAAUUACGACUUGAGCCAAAGAAAAAAGGCGGCCUUAUCGCCAUCUUUUUACUUGGACUCUCUGUCGUCUGCACCAGUUUCAUUCGAUGGGUUGCCCUUUUGGGAACCGAUGCAAACAUUACAGCAGCCCAAGUCGAGGCUGGGGUCUGGACAUUUCUAGAAGCCGCAGUUGGAAUCACUUGCGCCAACCUACCUCUGAUGGCACCUCUAUUCAGGCGCUGUCUUGGCAGUGCCUCUAGCGGCCGGUUCAAGCGAAAUCAAGGACCCAGUGAAGUCUCCACGAUAGGGACGGCAAGAAUGGCAGGGAAAAGAGGCCAGAAUUACCAGUUUUCCAUAAUUGAGAGCCUGAAUGGGAGUGAGGUGGAGCUUGCCAACCCGGACCAUGUUGCAUCAGGGCCGGCAGAAGCGCAGGCUCCUUUAAUAUCCGAUGGUAGUAUGUAUGUUUAG
Messenger RNA from Akanthomyces muscarius, 1044 nucleotides. RefSeq lists its product as uncharacterized. Bases 1 to 1044 code for a protein of 347 amino acids. The transcript is spliced from 4 exons. Lineage: Eukaryota; Fungi; Ascomycota; Sordariomycetes; Hypocreales; Cordycipitaceae. The record is from RefSeq and is a predicted model, not a curated record.